AUGAGCUCGUCAACGCCGCUCACACUCAAGCCAGCGACUCCGACGCCGGCAGCGAAGAAGGCUGUGCCCACGCGGGCACAGCUUGCGCCGUGGGACUUCGACUACAGGUCCGCACCAGACGGCAAGGACGCCAACUUGUUGAUCAUGUUCCAUGGCCUGGGCGACACCAAAGCCGCAUUUGCAGGACUGGGUAAGCAACUCAACCUGCCUUCAACCGCUGUGCUCUCAUUACAAGCUCCCAAUGUCAUCCCCCUCCUCGACGGCGCGUACACGUGGUACAACACCUUUGACCCAAUGUUCAACCCCCUGCCGCACCCGGACCCGUCGCCGACGCUCCCGGCGCUGCGCAAGCUCCUCACAACGCUCAUAACUGUGCUGGGGUGGCGGGCGGAACAGAUCCACCUGUUCGGAUGGGGCCAGGGCGGGACGAUGGCGCUCGAGCUCGCGCUGGCCGUGGGCCGUACCCCGCUCCAGUUCAAGCUCACCGUCACGGAGCAGUCAGCACAGCCGAAAGAGGUCGCCGUCGAGGCCAAGCGGCUGGGAUCGGCCGUGUCGGUGUGUGCGGGGCUGGAAUCGUUCCCCUCUGCAGCUAUACAUGCCCCCACGCCCGUACUGUGGUUUAUGCGCUCGCCAAAGCCGCAGCAGGAGACGGGGCUCAAGCGCGCGUUCACGACGAUGGAAGUCGCCAAGGGGAGCGGGCAGGGCGAGGACAUGCCCCGCGGCAGACCCGAGUGGGAGCCCAUCAUGCGCUUCUGGGGCCAGGUGCUCGCUAGGGGAGACGAGGGGUGGAAGGGCGAUGGCGAGGUGUACGAGGUCGUCAAGGAGUAG
This is a messenger RNA of Apiotrichum porosum, 828 nucleotides long. RefSeq lists its product as uncharacterized. The transcript has 3 exons. The record is from RefSeq and is a predicted model, not a curated record. Bases 1 to 828 code for a protein of 275 amino acids. Lineage: Eukaryota; Fungi; Basidiomycota; Tremellomycetes; Trichosporonales; Trichosporonaceae. Gene Ontology annotation, molecular function: hydrolase activity.